AUGCGUCGUCUACUUGGAAAAUUCAAGACACAGGUGGAAAAAAGUCCUGAAGCUGAGAGUAGCGAAAGCAAAUCCUCGACCAAUCGACCACAGACUCCUCUUACUAACCGAAAAGCGAGUUCUCUGCCAGUGGCUCAAACAUCCUAUUCUCCUCAUUCUGAAAGCGCACUAGCCUCUAGCACUUUUGAUACUUUGGAAGAAAGCAUCCGUCGCCCAGGAAAUGGCUACAACCCGGAAGCAGAGGCCGCAUGGGCUGAGUGGAUAUCACGGAACCAAGGCGAUGGGCCUUGUGAUUCUGGAUCUGCCGUUCGCGCCGCCUGUCGUGUUCUGGCGGAGUCAGCCAAACCUAAUCCAGCAAAUACUGAACUGCGAAAGUGGCGUCGUGAGCAACUGGGAUUGGCCCCGGGGGACGAUCCGGAGUGGGACAUGGACGAAACGGAUCAACGUGAACUUGAACAGUCGUAUGCGGAUGCCUACAGAGUCCCCGAAGAUCCCGCUGUGAGGACAGCGGUGGACAUCAUUAAUAUGACGCUUGAAAAGUUAGAUGUAAAUUUGAAACACGGUAAACACACAGAAAUUCCAACGUAG
Molecule: messenger RNA, 588 nt
Organism: Bipolaris oryzae ATCC 44560
Lineage: Eukaryota; Fungi; Ascomycota; Dothideomycetes; Pleosporales; Pleosporaceae
Exons: 1
Coding region: 1-588 (195 amino acids)
Source: RefSeq, a predicted model, not a curated record